AUGGCUGCUCGUCGACUACCUGGUCUUCUAAAGCACCGAAUUCGCCUUCGUGAUCCGGUCUUCGGUACUGCUCUAGUUGAUCAUUUGAAUAGGACUGGUCGAAAAAUCCCUCUUAUUGUCGAAAGAUGUUGUGAAGCAAUCGAGCAUCAAGGUGUUGUAACGGGUAUUUACCGUCAAUGUGGAAUCCAGUCAAAUAUACAAAAGCUUAGGGCAAAAUUUGAUAGUGGUAACGAGCCAGAUCUCUUCGAAUUCGGUCAAAGAGAUAUUUACUCUGUUUCCUCUUUGCUGAAACAGUAUUUUCGUCAACUGCCUAACCCACUGUUCACGUUUCAGUCCUAUUCAAAAAUUUUGUCAGCUUUUGAAAGCUCCGAAGACGACAAAAUCAGCAAACUACGAAGCGUCUUGGAAACAAUGCCAAUAGCCCACUUACGAGCACCUCCUGUACUUGCUGGUGGAGAUUCUCACCUGCUGAAUGGGCUAGAUGUGCAUACAUCACUUUGUAGCUACCUUAUCAUCAAUUCAGCAUCAAUCUUCAUAGAAGAGAAUGCUGAUCCUGUCGAACGAACAGGUAAGGUUCCUUCCAUUUGAGA
This is a messenger RNA of Cylicostephanus goldi, 590 nucleotides long. The record is from the annotation of a GenBank genome assembly. Lineage: Eukaryota; Metazoa; Nematoda; Chromadorea; Rhabditida; Strongylidae.